AUGAAGCUCGAAACGUACCGGUAUCUCGCUUACUUUCUGACUGUUCUUGGCCUUCAUAAUGCUGAUGGAUUCACCAAUCCGGCUGUGAAUAGCUUCAGCAGAAUACAGCAAAGAACAUUAAUUUCUUCUCCUUCGUCCUUCUCCACGUGUUCUUCUUCAUCAUCUUUGAAUGCUUUUGGAAUUCAAACGUUGAAAAGAAUACUGCGCGAAGAUCCACCGCCUAGGAGAGACCUUCUGCAAGAGAGCAUCACAAAAGAACAAGUUCGUAACCUCUUUACUACAUGGAACGAGGCCCUAUUGACUGGGGAUUCGGAAAUCGUGGCCAAGUGCUACUGUGCGGACCCCAUUCUUCUUCCCACCGUUUCCGAUACUCCGAGGACGGACUUUGACGGAAUCAAGAACUACUUUGAUAAGUUCCUAACACUCAAGCCUUGUGGAAAGAUCUUGGACGGAAAGAUCAAGUGUGGUCCUGGAUGGGCACAAGAUGCCGGAAUCUAUGAAUUCACAUUGGGAGCGAAUGGCAGCAAAACACUUCAGGCUCGCUACUCGUUCGUCUAUGUUUUCGAAGAUGGCCAAUGGAAGAUUUCUCACCAUCAUUCGUCCGUCAUGCCCGAGUCGACGCAAAAGAAGACGCAAGCAAAGAUAUUAUCCCAAGAAGAAGUGAAAGGUUUAUUUUACUUGUGGAACGAGGCUCUGGAAACAAGGGACCCUCACACGGUCGCCAAGCGUUACACCCAGAACGCGGUUCUGCUACCAACCGUCUCGGACAUUCCACGCUCGGACUACGAAGGAAUCAAGGAUUAUUUUGCAUACUUUCUCAAGCUCGAACCCAAGGGUGAAAUCCUCGAAUCCCACGUGACCUGCGGUGAAAACUGGUGCGAGGAUGUGGGAAUUUACGAAUUCACCUUGGGAGCCACUGGAGACAAGGUCCGAGCUCGGUAUUCCUUUGUCUAUGUAUUGGACAACGAUGGCGAAUGGAAGAUAUCCCAUCACCAUUCGUCCAAAAUGCCGGAAGCUCCAGGACCUGUAGUCCAUCGGCCAUCGGAAGACCAAGUCCGUUCCUUGUUUGACACAUGGAAUGAAGCUCUCAUUAGCUUGGACCCAGACCAAGUUGCCAAGCUGUACUCCAAGAAUGCAGUUUUGUUACCCACUGUAUCGGAUCGCCCAAGAUAUACCUACGACGCCAUUCGUGAUUACUUUGUUCAGUUUUUGUUCAAGUAUCCAGAAGGCGAAAUUUUGGAAUCGCACGUUACCACUGGCGACAACUGGUGCAAAAAUGUGGGCAUCUACCAGUUCCGAAUGGCAUUGACGGGGGAAGUCGUGAUGGCGAGAUAUUCUUUUGUCUAUGUCUGGGAAGAUGGGGAAUGGAAAAUCUCCCAUCAUCAUUCCUCCUUCAUGCCCGAGCCCAUGUUGGCAGCAACGGCUGCUGCUGCUGCCAUUCGCCUGGAAGAAAUUAAAAUGGAACCAUUGAGUGUCACCAAUCACACCCAAAUGUCACCAUAA
Molecule: messenger RNA, 1503 nt
Organism: Cylindrotheca closterium
Lineage: Eukaryota; Bacillariophyta; Bacillariophyceae; Bacillariales; Bacillariaceae
Source: the annotation of a GenBank genome assembly